CUUCCUUUAAUAACAAUUAAUUUAUUUUUCAGGUAUUUGAUUUUUUUUUUUCCUAAUUACUAAUACUAAUUUUGGUAUCAUUUAAAUAAAUAGAAAUAUUACUUGAAAAGUAACAGAUUUAUUAUAGGAAUUUUUUUUGGUAUCAAUUUUAUAUUUAUGUUGAUCAUUCAAACAUUAUGCUUAACAAUUUGUGCAUUGCAGUCACUCAAACGUUUUAUUAUCAAACGGAUCGACUCAAUGUGACACCCGAAUAUAAUUCUGUUCAACGUUUAAAACAGAUAACAAGAUGGGGGAGGGUUUCCAAAAAAAAAUUCUUAUUGUGAUUCUAAGGGGAGGGUAUUUUUUUGCUGUCAUACUAUUCUUCUAUAAUAAACAAUCAAAAUGGGGAAAUGAAAUGGGGUUGAUUGAUAACACCUCCAAAGCCUAUAUAUAUCUCAUUGUUAAUUUUGAUUUUGAUUUAAGAACAUGGACUUGAAUUCUAAUUUGAACUUUUAAAUUGUAAGUAGAAAGAAGAGUAGCAGCAAUCAAAAGUUUUGAUAUAUUAUAUAAUACUUUACUGAUGCUUAUUUAUAACUUGUAUAACUUGUAUAAC
Messenger RNA from Rhizophagus irregularis DAOM 181602=DAOM 197198, 592 nucleotides. The record is from RefSeq and is a predicted model, not a curated record. NCBI's taxonomy places the organism in Eukaryota, Fungi, Glomeromycota, Glomeromycetes, Glomerales, Glomeraceae.